AUGGCCAAACACCUUUCAGCGCACGCAAACACGGCUGCUCGAGCGGUGAUGGACACAUUGACUUGUGAUCCAUCGCCCAAAAUUGCAGGGCUUGUGUAUGCAGCCGUCGACCGGACAGGUGAGAUUAUUUUCAGCCAUGCGUCCGGGAAAACGGGACUCGGCCAGGAAGAGCCCAUGACCCUCGACACGAUCUUCUAUAUGGCCUCUUGCACGAAACUACUCACCAGUAUCGCAUGUAUGCAGUUAGUCGAGCAGGGGAAGCUGGCGCUGGACGACAGUGACCAGCUUGAGUCUUUAGCCCCCGAGCUCCGGGAUGUGGAGGUGUUGGAGCGGGGUGCUGAUGGUGGAAUCAAGAUGGUUGCCAAAGAGAGGCGAUUGACGUUACGGAUGCUGUUGAACCAUACUUCUGGUUUUGGGUACGCUUUUGAAGACUUGAAGCUGCUCGAAUGGUCGCGCCCCAUCGGCCUGGACGAUUUCUCGGGAAACACCCACGACGUGCUGCUCCGGCCGCUGGUCAACCAGCCCGGGACCAAGUUCCAGUAUGGAGUGGGCAUGGACUGGGUGGGUCAGUUGGUGGAGCGCAUGACGGGGAUCUCGCUGGAAGAGUACUUCCAGACCUUUAUUCUACGGCCCUUGGGAGUGGAGAAUAUCACCUUCUUUCCGACGGACGCGAUGAAGAGUAAUCUGGCGUAUAUGCACCAGCGCGCCAAAGACGGUUCGCUCAGUAUCACGGACCAUCUGUACCGAUAUCCUUUGCUUCCUUGCAGGCCGGACGAGGAGGGUCGGCGGUUUUGUAUGGGAGGGGCGGGCUGUUUUGGAAAACCGCUGGAGUACUGUCGAAUUAUCGCAACACUUCUGAACCGCGGCACGAGUCCCAACACUGGGGCCCAGCUUCUGAAGCCUGAGACGGUUCAAGCCAUGUUCACCGAUCAAAUCCCAACCAUGCCGCGAUACUGCAACGAGUAUACGCCCUCGGGCAAGCCGCUUCUGGCCAAUCCGUGCCCGCUGGUGCCGUGUGCGGACGACCUCACCGAAGGAUGGGGCCUAUCCUUCGCACUCAGCCACACCAAGAGCUCGACCGGGAGAGCCGCAGGAUCGGGGUCCUGGGAAGGGCUGCCUAAUUUGUUCUGGUUUGCAGACCGGGAGAAUGGAGUGGGUGGCAUCAUUGCUUCGCAGAUAUUGCCGUAUGGAGACCUUGAAGUUCUUGGUUGUUCCGAGCGUGUGGAAGAGAUCAUUUACGAUGAUGUGCGUGCGAAAUGA
Aspergillus fijiensis CBS 313.89 is the source of this 1260-nucleotide messenger RNA. Its product is annotated as serine hydrolase domain-containing protein. The transcript is spliced from 5 exons. Bases 1 to 1260 code for a protein of 419 amino acids. The record is from RefSeq and is a predicted model, not a curated record. Lineage: Eukaryota; Fungi; Ascomycota; Eurotiomycetes; Eurotiales; Aspergillaceae.